This is a messenger RNA of Cydia splendana, 1435 nucleotides long. RefSeq lists its product as uncharacterized. The transcript is spliced from 10 exons. The coding region runs from base 125 to 1357 and encodes 410 amino acids. NCBI's taxonomy places the organism in Eukaryota, Metazoa, Arthropoda, Insecta, Lepidoptera, Tortricidae. The record is from RefSeq and is a predicted model, not a curated record.
GCUUGCAGGGCACUUAUAGCGGUGCUAGCCAAUUUUCUGUAAUAUUUUAUAAAUUGACUACUUUACUGUUAAGUUUCCUGUGUUAGCUAUAAGUACAAAUAUAAAAUUCGCACUUACUUCAGCCAUGAAUAUCGCCAUUCAAGGUAUUCCACGUAAGUGGAGCCUGAAGCAGGUUCGGGACCAUAUCAUGCACGAUAUCCCUUGUCAAUUCAAGACACUGUUUUUUAACUUCGAAAACAAGUUCAAGAAGACUGUUUUUAUAGAACUACUAUCUGCUCAGUAUGACCGAGUACAGAUCGUAAGAUUGAUUAACAGGAAUCCGGAUACUAAGCAGUUGCGCUUAAAAGCCAUCAUACCAAAAUAUGUGUCUCAAGCACAUGUGGCUGCAAGUGCCAGUGGCAAACUUAAAGUCAAUAAGAAGGGCGCGCCUAAAAAGCGCCCUGGGGCCGUUGUGACCGGAUCUGAUCAGAUAUUGAUAGUCACGCACAAGGAGAUAAUGACGGAACUGCAGUCAAAGUACACUCGGCUGUAUAACCUCAGCAGAAAAUCGCCGGGCAACAAGCUUCUCGAAAAUAUAGCCAGGAUAAUAUUCGAGCGCCUCAAAUCCAUAAUGGAGACGAACCCGGAAGUGUCCACAACUUGCUUCAAACUGAGCGGAUACUACCGGAAGCUGCAUCCCCACUUCGGGGACUUCCAAAUGGUCCUGUCCACGCUGCACAAGCUGCAAGAUGAACACGUGUUGCCAAGGACCCAAAUUGCAGAGAAUGAUCUGAUUGUCGUCAGCUCACAGUUGCACAUGAUUGACAACAUCCCUUUCGAUAAAAUUAAAUCGGUGACGGACAAAUACUCUAACAAGAUCACUAAGAAGAUUUUGGAGCACGUCAGAAAACUAGACACGGAGUCCCAUCAGAUGGACACCCCCGAGGACGCCGCGAGGAAGAAAGUGCGCCUGGAGCUUAAAAACAUGGCGUUACACUUGCCUUCUAUUAUCAAACAAGUAAUCCAAAGACGCCUGACGCCGGAGAAAGCACCGUUCCAUAGAGUUCGGAUCUAUGGAGAGCCGUUCCUGCCCUCCAAAGACAUGAUGAUGCCGUUCACGCGCCGUUACAAGGCCGUUCACGUCCAACGCUCAGAUCGCAUGUACAACCUGAUCAAGAUGAACAUUCCACCCCCUAGUUAUAGCAGUCUUAUGGCUAUGGACGGGAAAAACAUAGGCACCGCCAAGCUGAUGAUCCGUUCCUCCGAAAUACCCCUCUACAAAAUACCGGACACGCUCAUAGCGGAAAUGAAGGCGUACUUCGGCGUCGACCACGACCCGAGCCAAGAUAACUUUGAGGAACAAGGCGAAGAUGUUUAACCCUUCUACCGCCAAAAAAGUCAACUGACGUGCGCUGCUACAGCCCAAUAUCAACCUUCGUGCAUUCCAGCAAGGUUC